CAACAUCAUCACUAUAACAUCACCCUCAUCAUUUUUCCUCUUUCUUUUUCAUAUCAUCAUCAUCAUCUUCAUCUCUUUUAAUUGUGUAUUUUUUUUCAUCUUCCUCAUCUUCUUUUGUUAUGGAAUAUAUUUAACCAUCCUCGAAAUGUUCACCUUAAUUAUAAUUGAAUUAAAUCCAGUCCAUUUGAAAAUAUUUCCACUUGAACCUUUGGGUUACUACUUUUCGUAACAACAACAACAUCAACAACAACAGAAACCUAAAUGUACUCAUCACCCUUAGAAUUAGUUAAAUUACUCAUCAUCAUCUCCCCUCUCAUCAUCUUAGCCUCAAUAUCAUCGCCAGUUCAUCAAUUAUUACAAGAUAAUUAACGUUUUCCACUAAAAUCAGGGAGGGUGGAUUAUGGAGCCAUCCUUUCCUGAUAUAAGUCAUCUCACUGAAGAAGAGAGGAAGAUUAUCGAGUCCGUGAUUAAUAGACAGAGAGAGGAAGAAGCUAAAGAAGCUGAAGUUCUUAAAAAACAGCAAGAUGAAGUUACGAUACUUGAAUGUGCGAUUCGUAAACGAAACGAGGAACAACUUAAACUGGGCUUCGCACUGGAUGCGACCUGUCAGAUUUGCCUUAAAACAAAAUUCGCCGACGGAAUUGGUCAUACUUGUGUCUAUUGUGGUGUCCGAUGUUGUGCUCGAUGUGGUGGCAAAGUCGCUCUCAGAUCGAGCAAGGCUCUCUGGGUAUGUAUUCUAUGCAGAAAGAGACAGGAAAUUCUGAUCAAAACUGGAGAUUGGAUUCACAGUAAAAUGGCCAUAAGAUUAAGGCAACUCGAGUGCGAAAUGGGAACACCAGACGGAUCUUACAUUGAUUACCAUAAUGUGCCAUAUCCAGAAAGUCGACGAGGAUCACUUGGUUUACCCGUUCGACCUUCGAUGUUUCGUGAUUUACGUCGACAAUACUCUCAUGAUGCAGCUACAAGUAAAGAGAACCGUCCUGACAGUCGUUACGUUUAUGGCGAUGAAGGUGCUUUUGGUGAGGCUGUUGGAGGCAUUGGAGUUCCUGUGAUCGGGGCUGUUGGUGGAGCUGUUGGAGGUGCCGAUCCUUUCGGUCGAUCGUUAUACCAAAGAAUCACCGGUAAUGGAGGAGAUACAACAGAACGAGUUUUACCUCAAAUUCCAACGGUUCCUAAGCAAACUCAACGAUCCAUCAGUGGAUUUAACGCUUUCUCAGCGUUCACUUCGCGACUAAUACCAGAUCUUUCCAAAUUUCGUUCUCAACCCUCAACAGAACAUCCCCUUGAACAACAACAACCACCACAUCGCCAUCAAUUACCUCAACAGCCUCAACCAUCUCGUCAUUAUCUUUCUAGUGAUAACUCAAUCCUUCCCGGUACAUCAGGUCAACAAUCUUUAUCGACAGAUCCAUCUAGUUUGAACCAUUCUGUCCCUUCUAGAAGACUAUCAGCCCAAAUGAUGCCAUCAAAUUUGGAAGGAGCUGAACGUCUCUCUCGAACUGGAAUGGGAUCUUCUUUCGAUGACCAUCACUUUCAUCCUUCAACAAAUGACCCUUGGAAUCUUCCCAAUAAUCCAAUGGUGGGUGAAGCUGCUUCACAUGGAAGUAUCACCGGUGGUGGAGUUCGAACUAGUGGAGAAAGUGAUGGUUCUGUGGGCAGUGGUUACCAACGACACCAUAAACAACUUCCAGCUGUUCCUUUCCCUGGUAAACCCGGUAUAAUGAGUUCGACAGCCAAUGUAGCCACAGGAUCGGGAGUAACAACAGUGCCUAAUAAUCCUGGAUCAUCAGAACCGCCUCGAGUGUUUCUAUCAUCGAAUCUUUACUCAUCAGACACAAACCUUGUCCAAGGACGAGUAGAAGCAGGCGGGGGACACCCUCACAUGCCAUCGAUGCUUCAUCAUCACUCUUUGCCCCCUCAUCUUUAUUCAUCUUCAUCCACUUCUCACAUCCAUCAUCUUGAUCGACACCAGUUACACUCAUCGGCUCCAUAUCUUCCUCAUGUUCCUCAAUCGUCAACUGGUGUUACCGGUGCAGCAUCGAGUUUGGGUCCUCAUGCACUUCCUUCUCGUCGUCAUCCACCACCUCUCUUACGAGGAUCAUCUCUAACUUAUCCCAUCCAAGGUGGAGAAAGUGACCUAAUUGAAAGAAACUUAUCUCUUGGUGGUGUCCACAAUCAACACCACAGAAAUGCUUUUGAAACUCUACGAAACGAUUCUCUUUCUUCUGACCAAUCAAGUUCGCCAAUUGGACCAGGAUCAUCUCCCACUCAACAUCAACAUCAUCCUCAUGGUCAUCAUCAUCUCCACCAUUAUCGCCAACAGCCAGAACAACCUCCUACACCGAUCGUUCGAUACACUCAACCUCACCAUCGAACCCGAAGUAAAGGUAAACGACUCCAAUAUCAGUUCUCAUUAAGCUCUUCUGAAGAAGAUUUUCGAAAUACUCCUGAACAUUGGGCCAACCAGAAAAUAGAUUCGGAAAACUUUCAUGAUGAUUUCUCCAAGUGCCAAAGGAAUCUUAAACGUGAAGAAAUCCUUGAUGCGAAGAUAAAGAAGUUUCUUGCUCAUCCGAUCACAUGGAAACCUUCACAUGAUGGUAAGCGACUGAUCGGUCAUAUGAUAUUGAAGAAAAAUCUCUCUGAUGAAUCUGGUUCUGGUUCGAGCGCUGCAAUUUUGGGUCUUAAAGUUAUCGGUGGACGAAUGACCGAAUCCGGAACUGUGGGAGCAAUUAUCGAGAAGAUAAAAAAAGGUUCUAUCGCAGAUACAGUGGGUCGAUUACGUGCCUUCGACGAGGUUCUUGAGUGGAAUGGAAGAUCGCUUCGACAUAAAACGUAUGAAGAAGUUUAUGACAUAAUUGCCGAAUCGAAGCAAGAACCUCAAGUUGAACUUAUUGUUUCAAGACCAAUUCGACGACCCGCUGGACUACCAGCCACUGUUUACCAAAGUGAACCAUCAAUAUUUGAACCAAGAUCACGAAUUUCUCGUCGGUUCACCGAUGUUGAUAUACCAGUAGGAUAUGAUAAACAACAAAUGAUCUUAAGACAAGCAAGUCUUGGUGCUGAUAUUAGUAAGCCUCGAACUCGCAUAAGUCGUUCUUCAACAAUCAGUGGUCGCCUACAAGUUAAAUUGUGGUAUGAUAUUCAAUCAUUACAAUUAAUAGUUACAAUCAUGAGCGCUGUUGAGCUUCCCCCACGAAGUAAUGGUUCACCUCGAAAUGCUUUUUGCAAAAUCGCUCUUCUUCCAGAACGAAGUGAAAGAAGUAAACAAACCCGAGCGAUUCCAGGUACCAAUGAGCCUCGAUGGGAAAAAAGUUUCGUCUACUCGCCUCUUCGAAGGUCUGAUUUGAAGACCAAAGCCCUUGAGAUAAUGAUGUGGGAUCAUGACAGAUACACGAAUAAUGAAUUUCUUGGUGAAGUUAUCAUUGAACUUGCGACAGCUCCACUGGAUGGUGAACCCGAAUGGCAUCUCUUGGAAACGUACGAGGAAACAAUUGCUCAAUUGAGAAUACAACAAAAACUUCAUCUUCUUCCAUCUGAUCGGUUCUCACCACCAUCUCCAUCAAGACUUUCAGACAGUGAUACCUCUGAAUUGGAUUUAUAUGAUUACGAUUCAGAAAUUGAUCUUAACGCUUCCAGAGAAUCAUGGCAUGGACUUUUAGCCGAAACGAGUCAAAGUUCAUUUGGAAGUACCGCAAGUCCACCUUUGGUCCUCGAUGAAACGGGCGCAGUUGCGACAAGUGGGGGAGAAGUGGUUGGUCCUGGUCUCCGAUUAACUGGUAAACCUAUUGACUAUCGAGGAUUCCGAACGGCUUAUGGCCCCUUAUUAAGUACUGCUCAUCCAUUCCAAGCAUCGACCUCCUUACCAUGUAGCUCGGUUCACUUUCUUGAUCGUAUGAAGCCCAAAUUUCGGAAAAGCUCAAGUCAACCUUCGAGAUCAUUGUCCCCACCAUCUCUUCGAGUUGCAUCACCUUCAAUCGAUGAGAACUAUUAUCGCAAUAGCAACAAGCCAAUUCCAACUACCCCAACAGGGUCUCCUUUUCAAGUUAAGAAACGUCGUCUUCCUGUGGUUCCAUUUUUCCGUCGAUCAUCUCGAGACCGUGAUCUGGUUGCUCAGGAAGUGUCUAGCUACACACCGACUCUCGAUCCAACCACACGAUACCCUCUUCAGCCUGAUAUUAGUUUAACUGGACGAUCGAGUAAAUAUAAGAACCUAAUUCAACAACGUCGAUCCACUGAAGCUCUAACACAGGGUGGCAUGUAUUCCGAUAGUGAAAUAAUUAAUCGUCCGCCUUAUGAUAGACUUUUCUAUGCACACCCUCACCGAAGUUCAACACAUUCGAAUCGCGGUCGAAACAGAAGAACAUCUGAAGCCCAACCAUCAGAUGAUCUUUACCAGGGUGGUGAUGGUAAUGGUAAUGGUGACAAAGAACCAAUCGAAAGACGUGAUAGUCGCACCCGACACACCUCAACAAGAACGGAGGUUGAUGGUCAACCUGGAGACAGUUUAAUAGGAACUGGAGUUAAACAUCGUAAGGAAAGAGGAUCAAUCAAAGUUAAGCCCGUGAAUGUUGCGAGUGGUGAUGAAUCAGAAUCAAGUUCAAAAGCCAGUGUCAAUAGUGCCUUUUCCAAUGUGUCACGAACUCGAACAAAUCGAACCCAAGGGGACCACAGAGAUUACCGUGAACAUCGAGAUCAUCGAGACUAUCGUGAAUAUCGAGGAGAUACACGAGAGUAUCGUACAAGUAUAUCAGCUAAAUCUGAACUAAUUCGAGAUCGUGACCGAACGGGUAUCGCUUUACGGGUUUCGCUGGAAGAUGAAGUCAAUCAAGAAAGUAAAAUCGAUGCAAGUUUAUCCGAUUCAGCAAUUCUCCGAGACGAAUCAUCUUCUGAACCUAUUACUAAAUCGAAACAAAGAUCGCAGACAAGUGAUAAGGCCUCAAGUCAAGGAGGGUCAACAGGCACCACAAAGACCGGUAAAUCAUUCCAAUCAGGCAUGAGUGCUUUGUCCAAAGCUAAAAGCAAUAGCACAUCACAAUUGAGUGUUUCUGGCACCAAAAAACGUCUCGGCUUCCGUCGGAAACAAGCGACCUCUUUUAGCGUUCAUAGAUCAGAAGAAGUAGCUCCAGACGAUAUUCGUCACUUAGUAAAACAAGGAAGUAGCAUAUCAUCUGAUGGAGAGGGAAGUUUAAGCGGCGAAAGUUCAGCUACUUGGGUACCUCAAAUGCGUUUUGUUGCUGAAGGAGAAGUUUCAAAUUUCGUCGAAGGGCUUGGACCUGGACAGUUAGUUGGUCGACAAGCUUUAGCUUCACCGAAUCUAGGAGAUGUUCAAUUAAGUAUUUGUGAUAGUAAAGGUAAUCUAGAAGUUGAAGUGAUUCGAGCUCGAGGUUUACAAACUAAACCAGGAUCAAAAAUAUCACCGGCGACUUAUGUUAAGGUUUACAUGGUAAAGGGUAGAAAGUGCAUCGCAAAAGCCAAGACCAGUAUUGCUCGUCGAACAUUGGAUCCACUCUAUCAACAGAAAUUGAUAUUCCAUGAAGAUUAUCGAGGUUGCGUUCUUCAGGUCACUGUUUGGGGAGACUAUGGAAGGAUUGAGAAGAAAGCGUUCAUGGGGGUGGUUCAAAUCGUUCUUGAUGAUCUCGAUCUCUCGAAUAUCGUAAUCGGAUGGUACAAACUGUUCCAUCCAUCUUCUCUAAUCAGUUUGCCAAUUGAAGCAUCACAGCGACAAACAAUGAUGGCCUCAGAUAGUUUCGGCUGAUAAGUGACAAUAGAAAACUAUUGAACCAUAAAAUUUGCUGUAAAUCUCAUGAUUGACUGACGAUAUUAUCGAUAAAAUCUAAAUCGACCCAAAGUGAUUGGACAUUUGAACUCUCAAUUCACUGCCAAAAGAAAACAAAUUUACAUUUAGAUGGGAACGUGUAUCUACUAAUUCUAGUAAAUCGUAAUUGAUUAGCUUUGUGCAAAUAGACAAACUGUUCCUGUUUCAUUGAUUAAAUCUUAAUAAGAUUAUAACGAAGAUUAGAUUGAACAUAGAUGAUUAAUCUGAUUGAAUUAACAACGCUAAAGAAUAUUAAUAAUGGCUAAUCACUGAAUCUCAUCUUUAUCUUUCUCUCUCAAUUGUUAACAUACUGAAAAUGCAUAUAAUUUAUGUGUAUGUGAUUUAUUGGUUGAGUGUCGUCAACAAUUUAAUUUGAUUGAUUUCAUUCAUUUUUUGAUUAUCUUUCUGUAUCUCCUAUUUUCAUGCUAAUCAGGGAUAAAUCAAAAUUCAUUCAACAGAAAAUGAUGUUAUCACCAAUUCCAAUUGUAAUGUUACCAUCUUCACCCAUAUAAUUAUUGUAACAAUCGUUUUUUUAAUUAUUGUAAUCAAAUUUUUAGCAUUGUCAUUUUUUGGUUCCUAUAAUUUUGAAACUCUUAUUGUGCAAUUAGUGCAAAUGUUGAUCAUUUUUUUGCAAGCUCUAAAUCCCGACUUUCAUUUUUUGUAAGCUCAUUUUUUUGGAUAAACUAAUAAAUUCUCGACAUUUAUCAGUAA
Panonychus citri (citrus red mite) is the source of this 6526-nucleotide messenger RNA. It is a transcript of the gene Rim, whose product is annotated as regulating synaptic membrane exocytosis protein 2-like. Gene Ontology annotation, molecular function: transmembrane transporter binding; small GTPase binding. Gene Ontology annotation, biological process: positive regulation of synaptic transmission; regulation of synaptic plasticity; intracellular protein transport. The record is from RefSeq and is a predicted model, not a curated record. Gene Ontology annotation, cellular component: presynaptic membrane; cytoskeleton of presynaptic active zone. Lineage: Eukaryota; Metazoa; Arthropoda; Arachnida; Trombidiformes; Tetranychidae.